Benincasa hispida (wax gourd) is the source of this 548-nucleotide messenger RNA. The record is from RefSeq and is a predicted model, not a curated record. NCBI's taxonomy places the organism in Eukaryota, Viridiplantae, Streptophyta, Magnoliopsida, Cucurbitales, Cucurbitaceae.
GGAAACUCAGUGGAAUUUAUAGUUGGAUUCUGCUGAGAAAACUUGUUGCUCAACACAUUUCCAUCACCGCAUUUCCUUCCAUAGUUUCACCACAUAAAAUAACACAUCAGGGGACGUAUGCGCUGAGGACGAGUUGAACCCACCUCAUGUCCAUCUUGCGGACUCCCAUAGAGAGUGAUCUAUGGAUGAGGAAUGUCCUGAGUGUGCUGCCUGUAGGGGGGAGGAGGGAGCCAAUCCCGAUGAUUCUAUUUAUUCGUACCUGUGGGACCAUUGACAGCUCACUAUCGAGGUUGGAUGGCCGUAUAUCGAGUUUAGAUAAUCGUGUAUCCAAUAGGGAGGAAAACAUGACAGACAUGAAAGGACAAUUUCCGGCCAUCCUGUCACUGUUGCAAUCUAUGUGCAAGGGUUCCACGGUGAAUGAGAAGACGACAAAGUCACCCAUCCCAUCUUGGGAUCUCGAUACCAAUAAUGCAACAGCCUCUAAUACUCUCAUCCCCCCUAUAAGGCCUCAAAAUACCACCACUUCACCUAUUCUCAUCCCCCUCUAA